This is a messenger RNA of Knipowitschia caucasica, 1947 nucleotides long. The record is from the annotation of a GenBank genome assembly. Lineage: Eukaryota; Metazoa; Chordata; Actinopteri; Gobiiformes; Gobiidae.
AUGAUGUUCCGAGACCAGGUAGGAAUACUCACAGACUGGUUCAAAGGCUGGAAUGAGUGUGAACAGACAGUAGCUCUGUUGUCCCUCCUGAAGAGGAUUUCCCGCACCCAAGCUCGCUUCCUACACAUCUGCCUUGAGCACUGGCUGGCAGAUUGCACAGAGAUUCACAUCCUAGAAGCGGAGGCCAACAAUGCAGCUAUUGUUAGCCAGUGGCACCAAGAGUCAAAAGACAAAGUUGUUUCCUUGCUCCUGUCUCAUUUGCCACUCUUGCAGCCACGUAACAGUGAAGCAAAAUGUGAAUACAUGAAGCUACUGCAGAAAGUAUUGAGUCACACUAUUGAAAGCAGUUUGUUUGUGGAGGAAAGCAGACAGCUGUUGUCUUAUGCACUCAUCCACCCGGCCACCACACUGGAGGACCGUACGUCUCUAGCCAUGUGGCUCAACCACCUGGAAGAGCACUUAUCAAGUGGUUAUGCACCCACCUCUAGAGCCCCCUCCAGCCCCUACCACCCUCAUCAGGGCUCAGAUGAAUGGCAAAGUUCGGCUGAGGUCUUGGAUCCAGGCCUCAUUUGGCAAGACAAGUCUUCUAGUACUUCUCCUGCAGGCCAAAAUGGACACAUGCCUUUUCCUGGCGGUAUGUCUUCACCCAUCAACAGCAAUAAUGCAGGUAUGGGUGAUCAAAUGCAUCCGAGCCCUUUGAAAAAAUCAAUGUCAAUCAUUCCAUUAAGUACCCAAGCAUGUGGCUCUGAGUGGGUGUGCCAGGAUGAGCAAGGCAGUGAGCAGACCGAUGAUCAGGGCUUAUUGCGCAACACUUUCCAAGAGGACGGCAGUGGGAUGAAAGAUGUUCCGGCAUGGUUGAAGAGCCUCCGGCUUCAUAAAUAUGCAUCACUAUUCUCUCAGAUGACCUAUGAGGAGAUGAUGAUACUUACAGAGCAGCAUCUGGAGUCACAGAAUGUCACUAAAGGGGCGAGACAUAAAAUUGCCUUAAGCAUCCAGAAGCUGCGAGAAAGGCCAAGUGUGCUACGAUCCUUAGAAAAAGAUAUUUUAGAAGGUGGAAAUCUGCGUAAUGCCCUCCAAGAAUUGCAGCAGAUCACCAUGACGCCUAUCAAAGCCUACAGUCCACCUAGUGUUUCACAAACUGCCCAAGACACACCUCCCUCAGACUCUGCAAAGGCCGCAGUGGACAAAGAGACUGUGCUGGAGGGGUUCCAGCCACACAACCCUCCUCCUUGUGACGGGGACUCUUCUGGCACACCCAUCUCUGACAGUGAUAUUCCUGGACAGUUCACUCGGGUGAUGGGCAAAGUGUGCACCCAGCUGCUAGUUUCAAGGCCAGAUGAGGAGAACAUAAGCUGUUACCUUCAACUUAUUGAGAAAUGCCUCAUACAUGAGGCGUUCACAGAAACUCACAAAAAAAGACUUGUGUCCUGGAAGCAGCAGGUCCUCAAACUGCUCCGCCUGUUCCCUCGGAAAGCUAUGCUGGACAUGCCUGUAUAUCGACAGAAAGGCUGGACAUAUGGGUCAAACUCGCUCCCCACAGCAGGAUCUGUGAGUGCAGGAGUUGGACGAAGGGGCCAGAGGCAGUUCCAGAUGACUCCCCGAGGUCUCCCUGCAGGACGCAUGGCUCUCCUGAGCCCCAGUGGAAUGAGCGGGGCAUCGCCACGUCACUCGCUCACGAGUCCUGCAUUAGCUGGUCAGGGUCGCCAGAGCCUGUGGUUCGCUAACCCUGGAGGCAGUAACAGCAUGCCAAGUCAAAGUCGCAGUUCUGUUCAGCGAACACACUCACUCCCUGUCCACACUUCUCCACAAACCAUGCUCAUGUUCCAGCAACAAGAAUGCCAAGUUCCAGGUGCAGACCUAGAGAUCAACCCUACGCUGGAGUCGCUUUGCCUCAGUAUGACGGAGCAUGCCUUGGGGGAUGGAACUGACCGUACAUCUACAAUAUGA